Messenger RNA from Solanum pennellii, 2743 nucleotides. RefSeq names its product E3 ubiquitin-protein ligase WAV3. The transcript has 3 exons. The record is from RefSeq and is a predicted model, not a curated record. Gene Ontology annotation, molecular function: metal ion binding. NCBI's taxonomy places the organism in Eukaryota, Viridiplantae, Streptophyta, Magnoliopsida, Solanales, Solanaceae. Bases 136 to 2343 code for a protein of 735 amino acids.
AAAAAAAAAAAAAACUACUCCAAAAAAAACCCAAAUAAUAAAAUUGUUGAUUUUCUUAUCAACUCCAUUAAAUCAAAAGUUGAGUUUUUUUUAUGAAUUUAAGCUAAGAUUUUCAUAAAAUCAAAAGAUUCAAAAAUGGGGAGUAAAUGGAGAAAAGCAAAGCUUGCAUUGGGUUUAAAUACAUGUCUUUAUAUACCAAAAACACUUGAAGAUUCACCGGCGACGGCGGCGGCGUCGACGGUGGCCGGAGGAAGAUUUUCCGAUGCUGUUUCAUUGUCUCCGACAACCCCAAAUAGAAAUUCCGACUGUCAUGUUGAUAUGCCCACCACUCCCACCCCUUCAUCCUCUGGUCUUCGUAUGCCUAAACAUCAUACCUCAAAAUCUUCCAAGAAUACUUGUGCGAUAUGUUUGAUGUCUAUGAAACCAGGCCAAGGUCAUGCAAUCUUUACAGCAGAAUGCUCACAUUCAUUCCAUUUCAACUGUAUCACUUCAAAUGUAAAGCAUGGUAACCAAAUUUGUCCAGUUUGCAGAGCAAAAUGGAAAGAAAUACCCUUUCAGAGUCCUCUUACAGAUAUAUCACAGCCAAGGUCUCGGAAUGGACAAGUACAUUGGCCUCAACAUGAUGCCUGGAUGACAGUUGUAAGACAGAUCCCUCCUGCACGAUUGGAUACCAAUCGCAACAUUUCUAAUUUUUUUCAAACUGUGGAACCAAGUGUGUUUGAUGAUGAUGAAGUUGUUGAUCACCGACCCAUGGGAAGCCAGAAAAACUCGUCAACUGAUGUGACUAAUCAUCAUUCGAUGGGGGCAAUAGAAGUUAAAACAUGGCCGGAGAUCUCUGCAGUUACAAAAUCAGCAUCUCACAGCAAUUUUGCUGUUUUGGUGCAUCUCAAAGCCCCUCGUGCUGUUGGCCUUCUAAACCAGAGUGGGAUGCCAGUUACAGGUCAGAAUUCCCGAGCUCCGGUUGAUCUUGUGACUGUUCUUGAUGUUAGUGGCAGCAUGGCUGGUACCAAACUUGCUUUGCUAAAGAGAGCGAUGGGGUUUGUGAUUCAAAACUUAGGCCCUGCUGACAGGCUUUCUGUCAUUGCCUUCUCGUCAACUGCUCGUCGUCUCUUUCCUCUUCGUAGGAUGAGUGAUACUGGUAAGCAAGAAGCACUACAAGCUGUGAAUUCACUCAGUUCCAAUGGUGGGACAAACAUUGCUGAGGCCCUAAAGAAGAGUGCCAAGAUCAUGACUGAUCGGAAGUGGAAAAAUCCAGUUAGCAGCAUAAUACUGUUGUCUGAUGGACAAGACACGUAUACCAUUAACAGUCCUAGUGUAGCUGCUACACAGACUAAUUAUCGAUCAUUACUUCCUGCUUGCAUGCAGCGUAAUGCAGCUUCUUCAGGUCUCCAUAUUCCAGUGCACGCAUUUGGUUUUGGUGCUGACCACGAUGCAGUCUCAAUGCACUCGAUCUCUGAAACUUCAGGCGGAACAUUUUCCUUCAUAGAAGCUGAGAAUGUUAUUCAAGAUGCGUUUGCUCAGUGCAUAGGUGGCCUUUUAAGCGUGGUGGUCCAGGAAUUGUGUGUGGAAGUUGAAAGCGUUCACCCUGUUUUGCGUCUCAAUUCAAUAAAAGCUGGAAGUUAUAACGCCAGUUUAGCAUCUGAUAACAGAAGUGGCAAUAUUGAAGUUGGAGACUUAUAUGCAGAUGAAGAAAGAGAUUUCUUGGUCAUGUUAGAUAUUCCUGAUGAUAGUUCGAGCAACGAUAUGAUGACCCUUGUAAAAGUUAAGUGUACAUAUAAAGACCCGACACAAUCGGACAACUUGGAUUUAGUAACCUUGGAUCAUAUUGGUGAUGUCAAAAUUGAGAGGCCUGACACAAUCGGACAACUUAUUGUGUCAAUGGAAGUUGACAAGCAGCGUAACCGGCUUCAAUCAGCAGAAGCUAUGGCUGAAGCAAGAUCUGCAGCUGAAAAUGGUGAUUUAGCAGCUGCUGUAUCUGUUCUUGAGCGUUGUCGGAAAAAACUGUCAGAAACAGUGUCUGCUAAAGCUGGAGACAGGCUAUGUCUUGCACUGGAUGCUGAGCUGAAGGAAAUGCAAGAGAGGAUGGCAAAUCGUCGUGUUUAUGAAACAUCUGGUAGAGCUUACGUCUUGUCAGGACUAAGUUCACAUUCAUGGCAGAGAGCAACAGCUCGCGGUGAUUCUACAGAUAGUACAAGCCUGAUUCAAGCUUACCAGACACCAUCCAUGAUUGACAUGGUUAGCCGAUCACAAACAAUGUACCUCGGUAGUCCAGCUCCUCGGCCACCUCUAAGGCCUCUACGAUCAUUUCCUGCUCGACAACAGCCUAGGGAGGUAUAUUUCUAGUAAAAAUGUACAUUAAUAAAGAAGAUUUUGGCAGGAAUUGAGGGCAAGACAAAAGAAAAAUAGCCAGUAAAUUGGCUUCAAGAGGAAUUGAGUGAGGGUUAGCAUUAAAAAUCCUAGACCUGAGGCUCUAUCGGAAACAGUCUCUCUACCUCCCAAGGUAGAGGUAAGGUCUGCAUACACUCUAUCCUCUCCAGACUCCGCUCGUGGAACUGUAUUGUUGACUAUUAUGGGUGUAUAAAGGAGAAAUCCUGUGUUCUCUUUUGAUGAGUUUUGGGGUAUAGUCCAUUGUAAUUGUUGGUAUACAGGGGGGGUGUUUCUUGAAUUUAUAUAUGAAAAAUUUCCUUCACUAUUCUAUGUGAAGCUCAAAUUUAGUGCAUCAAUCUAUUUAUUUUUUGGUUUU